UGGAGGGGUGGGAACAGGGCGGGAGAGGUGGCUUUGUGGUUGCUGCUAUUGUUAUUCAUAUACGAGGGAGCACGGGUCCAGCCUAGCCGCCUUGGUCUGCAGAAAGCACGUCCCAGAAUGAUUCCAGUUUCCAGUUUCCAGUCUGAUUUUCUUCUCUUGCACAGGAUAACGCUGACCCCAAACCGCUCUUCACAGGAUGAGAGCAUCAGGUGUGCUCCGCCUCUUGGCCCUCGUCUUCGCUGUGGUCACCACCUGCAUGUUUAUCCGUUCCUAUAUCAGCUUCAGCGUGAAAACCAUCCGCCUGCCCCGAUGGCUGCGUCCGGCCACCAAGGAGAUCCGACCGGUCAGGUCCAAGUGCGGCCUCAGCAAGCCCUGCCCAGGCAACUUCUUUGCAUUUAAAAUCAGCAGCGGGGCUGCCAACGUCGUGGGCCCUUCCAUGUGUUUCGAAAACCAAGUGAUCAUGAGCCCUGUGAAAAACAACGUGGGCAGAGGCCUGAACAUCGCCCUGGUCAAUGGAACUACGGGAGCGAUGCUGAAACAUAGCUACUUUGACAUGUACUCCGGAGAUCCUAACAAACUGGUGAAAUUCCUUAAGGAAAUUACAGAGGACACGCUGGUGCUGGUGGCCUCUUACGACGACCCGGGGACGAAAAUGAACGACGAGGCCAAGAAUCUCUUCUCCAACUUGGGGAGCACCUACGCAAAGCAAAUCGGGUUCCGGGACAGCUGGGUCUUCUUAGGGGCCAAGGACAUCAAGAAUAAAAGCCCCUUUGAGCAGUUCUUAAAGAAUGACCCCAAGACAAACAAAUACGAUGGGUGGCCGGAGCUGCUAGAGCUGGAGGGCUGCCUGCCUCGGAGGAUACCCUAG
Molecule: messenger RNA, 868 nt
Organism: Trichechus manatus latirostris (Florida manatee)
Lineage: Eukaryota; Metazoa; Chordata; Mammalia; Sirenia; Trichechidae
Gene: FAM3D
Product: FAM3 metabolism regulating signaling molecule D
Exons: 10
Coding region: 197-868 (223 amino acids)
Source: RefSeq, a predicted model, not a curated record